Prorocentrum cordatum is the source of this 543-nucleotide messenger RNA. The record is from the annotation of a GenBank genome assembly. Lineage: Eukaryota; Dinophyceae; Prorocentrales; Prorocentraceae.
AUGAGGGCGGGCUGGCAGCGCCUCACCAUCGAAAAGGAGGGGGGCGGCCCCAUUCAGAGCGACGACACGGUGUUCCUGAAGGCCAACACCCAGGCCUAUUUGGACGUGGCGGGAAGCGUCGUGAGCGCCAGGUGGACCAACACGCGGGACUCACAGGAAUUCGUGAUACAGGGUGGCGGCGAAGAUGGGGCGAUUCGAUCUGGAGACAGGGUGUAUUUGGUGGCGCACACGGGCAACUGCCUCGAGGCGAAGGACAUGGACGUGUUCGCCAAGUCGCCGGAGCAGGGAGAGGCGCAGGCUUUCGCCAUCGAGCUGUGCGCCCACGCCGCCCCGUCGGACAAGACCUGGGUCCUGCAGGGCGACGACGGCGACGAGCCGAGCGGGGCGAGCUCCACCCAGGACCCCUUCCUGCGGUGGGCGCAGAUGGGAGUGCUCAGCACGCCGGACAAGAGCCUCCGCGCCGGGGCCGUGAGGCGGUUCGAGGUGGGCGGCGCCAUCGGCGGCAGCCCCGCGGGCGGCCGCGGCCCCGCCGCCCUGGGCGCC